Messenger RNA from Aspergillus melleus, 888 nucleotides. RefSeq lists its product as uncharacterized. NCBI's taxonomy places the organism in Eukaryota, Fungi, Ascomycota, Eurotiomycetes, Eurotiales, Aspergillaceae. Bases 1 to 888 code for a protein of 295 amino acids. The record is from RefSeq and is a predicted model, not a curated record. The transcript is spliced from 3 exons.
AUGCGGACAACCACCUUUCUUUCCGUCGUUUACCUUUUCCUCGGCCUGGUCUCGGCUUCGUCAAAUGGCUUAGACCUGGGCCACGGUGCUCUGGUUCCUCGAGCUGAUGAGACUACCACCGCUGCUGACAAGGCCACUACGGGUGCCGCUGCGACCAGCGAAAAGACCGCCACGAAGACAGCGACCGACGACGCCACCAGCACGGGCACAAAGACCGGAAAGGAGACCGACAAGGAAACCGGCACCGCAACUGGCAAGGAAACUGGUAAAGAAACCGGCACGGGCAAGGAGACUGGAACGAAGACGGGCAAGGCCAGCAAGACGAAAGAUGACAAGAAAACCACCUCGACCUCGAUCGAUCCUCGUUCGCCCGCGGGUGGUGUCAAGAUGCUGACCCCGUCGACUGGUGCCUCGAGCUACUACAAGAUCGGUGAACACGUCACCUUCGUCUGGAACUACACCUCGCUGCUGGUGACCCCUUCUGCCGUCAAUGUCAUUGCCUCUUGCAGUCUGAACAGUGCCACCUAUACGAUUUCGAGCAACAUGAGUGUCGAGGAGACCGGAAAGGUUGUGUGGGAUACCAAGAAGUACCAGGCCAAUGCGACCGUCCCUCUCCUGACUGCGACCUACACCUUGGUCAUUUACGAUGCGGACACCGAGAUCGGGGACACUGCCGGUCCCGGUCACCUGAGCUCGCAGAACCAAUUGAAAUUCGGGAUGUAUGUGCCUCAAUCAUACACUCCCCUGAACGAAUAUCACUGCGUAACCUGCAGCGGAGCUCUAUCCGACAUGGAGCGCAAAGCCCUCAAGUUCGCCGUCGGAAUGGUAUUGAUAACCGUUGCCUCCUUCACUUGGUUCGCUGGAGACUUUGGCGUCUUCUCCACAUGA